AACGGCUUAAAAUCUCAGGAAUCCACGCUGGCAUCUUGAUCGGUUUGUUACUGCUUCAAUAGGAUUUCAUCCUCGGAGAGAAAACCGGUCCGGCGUCCACAGAGAGCUGGACGCCAAGCUCCCACCAUCUAGCACAAGACUGGUCCCGGCCGCAGCGGAGAAGGGACUGGGCGCCGUGACGUCGGUGGGCGUGGUCACGUAGGGGGGCGGCUCCGCUGCCGCUGCGGCUGCCUCGCUCGGCGCCCAACGGCGGCCGCCCCGUGGGGAACUCUCCCGGGCCAUGGCGACCUACGGGCCGCGCGCGCCUCCUCCGCCCUCGCGGCCACCGCGCGAGACCCGCGACACGCCAACGGCCGGGACCCCCGCCCCGCCCUCGCGACCCCGGCCAGGCCGGGUCCCCGGCGGCGCGGUGGUGAGUGGCUACAAGAGGGUAGACUGGGCUCCAGAGACAGUAGAGAAAAGAGGCCCCUACAUCAUGACCAGAAUGCCUUCCAUUCAGGCCAAGUUGCAGAAGCACCGGGAUCUGGCCAAGGCUGUCCUGCGGAGGAAAGGCGUGAUGGGAGCCUCUUCACAUCCCAACUCUUCAGGGAAAAGGUCAGUGAAGUUUAACAAAGGUUAUGCUGCCCUCAACCAAAGUGCAGAUGAAAACCUGGUGUCUCUUGAUUCAGACAGUGAUGGGGAACUGGAAUCUAGAUACUCUUCCGGGUACUCCUCUGCAGAGCAGGUAAAUCAGGAUCUGAACCGACAGCUGCUGCAAGAUGGGUAUCACCUGGAUGAAAUCCCAGACGAUGAAGAUUUGGACCUCAUUCCUCCCAAGCCCAUGUCCUCCUCAGCCUGCACCUGCUGCUGCUGCUGCCUUGGGGAAGCGUUCUCCUGUACCGUCCAGUAGGCAGUGCCUGACUGGGGGACUACACAGGUUGAACAGUAGCUUCCCAGGGGCCUAUAGAGCAUUGCCCUCUACUUCCCUAAUGCAGUUGAGUAUUUGGUGGGCAGAGCCGUCUGCACCAGACCCAUCAUGAGCCGAACAUCCACUUAGGAAGGUCAGUGACUUGCAGGAAGCUCUUGCACAAUAUUUCUCAAGCCAAAGGCUUCUGGAAGGCAGAGUUCAGGUGGGAAGUCCAGUGGACUGUAGGUGGGCCACAUAGUUUCUCCCUGAUGCAACAGUAGUUUUGGGAGAAAACCUCUUGAAGGAGGGAAAUGCAACGUUUCUGAUUCUUAAGAAUAAGGGUAACAAAAUUUGUCUUAUUUUAGAGAAGAAAAUCAUCAACUCUUGAAAUUAACCCACUUAUCAUUUGAGUGCAAUAGAUGUUGAUUUGGCAUGCUCUGAGGGAGCAAACUGCUCCCUUGCAUGGGGAGGACCAUAUUAUAUGGCAAGGUAGAGAAAAGGAGAGCUGCCCUCAGCCAAGGAGCCUUUAGAAGGAUUUUAGUCCCAUGGGAUCCUAACAUAAGGAAGUUUCACAAGCCUUUGAAAAGACCAAGGUAGUCUCUGUGGGCUUGCCUUUUAAAAGUGAAAGAGCCUCUUUUCUGUAGAUGCUACUGGCUGGGCUUUUCCCCUUCCCCCAAGUCUGCCCCCUGGUGGCUGAAUGCAGCAGUAAAUAGAGGAUCCAGUGCUUUGGGAACGUCGGCUGUGGCCCACCCUAAUGACCAAUUUCCUAUCCAUGGGUGUUGAAGUUUCCAUGGUCAACCAAGACUCAAGUUAGGUGCUGUGGCUGCUUUGCACAGAGUGCUUUCCUUUUCCUCCUACCCUGUAUUUAUUUAUUUAUUUGGGGUUUUCUAGUCUUGUCUUGGUCUUGCUUGGCUCCCCCAGCCUGCCUGUUCCCCGGAUUGUUGAUAGGCAUUCUGAUACUGGGGGAGGCUGCUAACUUUCAGCUUUGGUGAAGAGGACAAUUCAGGAGCAGCUUCUUGGCUUUUGUAAUCUUGUUAAGAACUCUGAAGUUGGCCUGAAGGGUUAGAGAAUAUAUGUGGCACUUAAUGAAUGUUGGCCUUAGUUUAAUCCAGGGAGUAGAGAGUAAGAGUCAGAUAAACCAGUGAGACCUUGGCUCUUCCUCAUGGCUCCCUUGCCCUUCUCUCACUUCUUGAUGGCCCUUAAUUGUUAGGCAUCUAGCAUUGUUCUGGCAGCAGGCCCUCAAGGCAGACUUUUAGAGUUUGGGUUCUGGGCUGACAUUUUUUGGUUUCUAUUUUUACUCAGGAGUGUUUGUAUUUCCUCAACCAGAAGAUAACAUUUAGAUAGAAAACCUUGGGAUUUGUCCUUUGAGUUUUUUGUUUGGAUUCAGGGACUGUUUGCAGAUGGGUCAACUUCCCCUGAGAAUUUUAAAUUUCCAUAUGGUUAGUUUGCCUUGCCUAAGGUAGAACUGUGCACUGGGGGAAAGUGGGCCAUUGAGGGAGGAGCAGGUGUGAGAUUAUAAAGGCAGAAGCCCAAGGCCUGGCCCCAUGGAGGCCACCGGAGCUAUGGGAUAUUUUCUUGACAUUCUUCUCUCCCACUGCUAUCAUCCUCCCCUCCAAAAAAAAAAAAAAUUAAUUUGGAGGAUUACCUGUAGAAAGUAAGUCCUUGGUCACAUGGUUCUUUGUGAAAAGGAGGAACAACACUAAGGGAGCUGUGCAACCUCAGAGGUACUUCUGAGUUUCUCUAACUUCACUAAUCUAUUGUCCUACCAGCCUUGUCAGUCAACAGGACUCUGUGACCACAAGUCUGCUGGACUUGCUAGAUCCAGACAAGAGAGGGGGUUAACCCCAGUGACCAAAAUGAUAUCAAAAGCAAUCUUAAGGGCAACUUUGUCAUUUUUCUCCCUACUUUUGAUCUCGGCCUCAGAUUCCUUUGGAGCAAUUGUUUCACCCUAGCUGUCUAUCUAUUUUUGGGAGCUGUGUGCAUUUCUGUUGCCCAUUUGUUGUGUGGUGACUUAUUUUGUGUGUAUGUUUUUUAUAAAGAAUGGGAAUUAGUGAGUGGAGGGAGAAAAGCAUUGGCAAGAUGUAGGUUAGGAUAGAACCAGAAGGAAGUUAAUUUGGAGGAUUACCUAUAGAAAGUAAGUCCUUGGUCACAUGGUUCUUUGUGAAAAGGAAGAACACUAGGGAACUGUGCAACCUCAGAGGUACUUCUGAGUUUCUCUAACUUCACUAAUCUAUUGUCCUACCAGCCUUGUCAGUCAACAGGACUCUGUGACCACAAGAUUCUGCUGGACUUGCUAGAUCCAGACAAGAGAGAGGGUUAACCCCAGUGACCAAGAUGACUCUAAUUCAUGUUUCUUGUGGGGGUAACAGAAGGACUUCUGAGUAAGGUUGAGGCAUUCCCCUAGUGGGAUAAAAAGAUGGAAGAAUCUGGAUCCGAAUCCUUUUUCUAAGGGCCAGAAGAGGGUUUCUUCCUUAGAGAAACAGGGCUGUUGCAACCUCCUGCUUUAGCCCUUGGUUUAUCACCCCAGUUGCUUCCUUGGUUGUCUCAUUACCACAAAAAAAGGCCUCUGAGGUUUCUGGUCCUCAUGCCAGGCCUUCCUCAAACACAGAUCAGUGGGGAUUUCCAUUAUAAUAGGAAGCUGUAAGGGUUCUAGGUAGAACUCAGAACUGAGAGGGUGGCCAGCUGUUGGACAGUGGAGUCACCUCAGCCUAUUGCUGGCUCAUUGAAGCCACUGACUACCAGUGUGACAGGGCCGCCUGGAGUGGCUCUUCUGGUGCUCUGCAGGUGACAAUCAGUAUACUUGGGGAAAUGAUCUUAUUUGUUUUGCUUCUCAAUGGCAGAGGUGGGGGUGGGGGGCAGAUAUGUGGUAUACAUAGAUAGGAUGUGUAUUCAGAGAUGUGUAUGGCUUAGAGUUUUCUAUCACAAGCAGAGUUUAUAAUAUCAAUAAAUUUCUUCAUGCCG
Messenger RNA from Gracilinanus agilis (Agile Gracile Mouse Opossum), 3847 nucleotides. It is a transcript of the gene FAM219B, whose product is annotated as family with sequence similarity 219 member B. The transcript has 6 exons. The record is from RefSeq and is a predicted model, not a curated record. Lineage: Eukaryota; Metazoa; Chordata; Mammalia; Didelphimorphia; Didelphidae. The coding region runs from base 281 to 889 and encodes 202 amino acids.